CCUCUCCAGUGCAGACCUCGGCGUUGGACACAAGUGAAGGGUUAUUUUCUGUGUGUGUAUGUGUGUGUGUGUGUGUGCCACUUGGGAAUUAACUACCAUAUAGCUGUCAUUAUGCCGGCCAAGCCUGCCCCGAUUAAGAAGAAACUAGUCAAGAAGGUGGAAAAGGCGCCGGCGCCCGCACCUGAGCCAGAGGCGGCCCCUGCCCCGGAUCCCGAGCCAGCCCCGGAGCCCUCCCCGGUCGUGGAAGCCCCCCCGGCCGAGUCUGCCGCUCCGGCAGAGGGGGCGCCCGCUGAUGCAGAGGCGGUUGCACCUGCUGAGGACGCCACGCCUGCUGUGGAGGGCGAGGCCACUGCUGCCCCCCCCGCUGAAGCUGCUGAGGCGCCCGAGCCCGAAGAGCCUAAAGCACCCAGUCCGCCGCCACCUCCACCCAAAGAGCCCACGAGCGCCCCCCUUGAUCUGUUCGUGGAGGACAAGAACGACACUUCGGUGACCAUCAUCUGGAGCCAGCCGGAGGUUAUCGGCCCGUCCGGCCUAGACGGGUACACCGUUGAGGUGUGCCAGGAUGGAACUGAGGACUGGAAGGCCUCAAACGAUGACCUUCAGAAGUCCUGCCGCUACAUCAUCAAGAACCAGACUACCGGAGACCGGCUCAAGAUCCGCGUGGUGGCCGUGAACGCCGGAGGACGAAGUCCGCCCGUCACCCUACCGGAGGCUGUUGUGGUGAAGGACGUUGCCGAUCGUCCCAAGGUGCGCCUGCCUCGCUUCCUCAGGCAGAGAUACGUGGCUAAUGUUGGAGACAAGAUCAAUCUGACCAUCCCCUUCAUAGGCAAACCCAAGCCUGUGGUGAGCUGGACCAAAAAUGGGCAGCCACUAGAGAAAGGAAGGGUGAACAUCCGGAGCACGGAGAGAGACAGCAUUAUCUUUAUCCGAGUGGCCGAGAGGGACGACUCCGGCGUCUAUGAGAUGUCCGUCAAAGUGGAAGACUUUGAGGACAAGGCCACACUCACCCUGCAGAUUGUCGAGCUUCCUGGGCCUCCAGCCAGCGUAAAGAUUGUAGACACAUGGGGCUUCAACGUGGCUCUGGAGUGGACGCCACCCAAAGACAAUGGCAACACAGAAAUCACAGGCUACACUGUCCAGAAGGCCGACAAGAAGACCGGAGACUGGUUCACUGUGAUGGAGCACUACCACCGACUCAAUGCCACCAUCUCGGACCUCGUCAUGGGCAACACCUACAAGUUCCGCGUGUUCUCUGAAAACAAGUGCGGAAUCAGUGAGGAGGCAGGAGUCACUAAGGAUGAGGCCAAGAUCGUCAAGACGGGAAUUGAGUACAAGGCCCCAGAGUACCAGCAGCAUGACUUCUCGGAGGCACCCAAGUUCACCACCUCUCUGGCCAACCGAGCCACAACGGUGGGCUACAGCACCAAGCUGCUGUGCUCCGUCAGGGGAUACCCCAAGCCCAAGAUCGAGUGGCUGAAGAACCAAAUGGUCAUCGGCGACGACCCCAAAUUCCGUCAGAUUUGCGUGCAGGGCAUCUGUUCCCUCGAGAUCCGCAAGCCGGUGAGCUUCGACGGAGGCGUUUACACCUGCCGAGCUAAGAACAACCACGGCGAGGUCAUGGUCAGCUGCAAGCUUGAAGUUCGACAGCCCGUUGUUGGAGAGGCGGGGAAGAAAUAGGCAGUCUUCUUCAUUCGCACAGGAGCAGAGGGAGCGAGGCCUUCGCAGCAUAAGGACAGUUAUGGAUUCCUUGAAAGAACAUGUACAGUAUAAACGGCUGAUGACGCCAAACCUAAAAAGCCACCGUCUUUUUCCCCAAAAUAACAACAAACUAUACAUAUUUGUGAGAAUGAAUCUGCUGCUAUUUUCUAAAAAAAAAAAUGCACUCAAGCUAAGAGAUGCUUGCAACUUGAAUCACUAUAUUUGCUAACGGAACCAAUCAUGUCUCUAAAUAAACAUUGUCUGGUCAUUUUU
Syngnathus acus (greater pipefish) is the source of this 1971-nucleotide messenger RNA. RefSeq names its product myosin binding protein Hb (gene mybphb). NCBI's taxonomy places the organism in Eukaryota, Metazoa, Chordata, Actinopteri, Syngnathiformes, Syngnathidae. The coding region runs from base 112 to 1677 and encodes 521 amino acids. The record is from RefSeq and is a predicted model, not a curated record. Gene Ontology annotation, molecular function: protein binding. The transcript has 13 exons.